Papilio polytes (common Mormon) is the source of this 1231-nucleotide messenger RNA. It is a transcript of the gene AlkB, whose product is annotated as alkylated DNA repair protein alkB homolog 1. The record is from RefSeq and is a predicted model, not a curated record. Gene Ontology annotation, biological process: oxidative RNA demethylation. Gene Ontology annotation, molecular function: oxidative RNA demethylase activity; ferrous iron binding; broad specificity oxidative DNA demethylase activity. The transcript is spliced from 4 exons. Gene Ontology annotation, cellular component: cytoplasm; nucleus. NCBI's taxonomy places the organism in Eukaryota, Metazoa, Arthropoda, Insecta, Lepidoptera, Papilionidae. Bases 168 to 1220 code for a protein of 350 amino acids.
GUGACGUUAGCUUUUGACGUCAUUUAUAGGACCAAAUGAAAACAAAACACAUUUUUGCAAAAUAUGUCUUCUUUAUUGAUUUCUCUUUUAUCGCACUAAUUGAAUUUGAUUAAGGAUGAUAACAGAUAUUGCUUGUAAAAGUUUUAUUCAAUAUUGAAAAUCUAUGCAUGUUAACUCAACUAAUGAACAUGAAGCGGACAAUUGAUCAAGUUAACGAUAAUAAUUUCAUGCAUAUUUUUAAAUACUAUAAGGGUAACAAUAACAAGCCAUCGUUUGAGAAUGUAAUAUCAUUCAAAAAAGAUAGAGUUAGUGAAAAGGUUGAGGUGUUUAUUCCUAACUAUGUUAUUGAUGAUGCUAGAACAGAGUUUCUGGGUUUAAAACCAGCAAAUGUGUGGAAGACUUAUAAAUUUAUACAUCAUCCGGGAUUACUGCUUAUUAAAAACCCAUUUACAAGUGUGGGCCAGCGCUAUUGGAUAAGAAAAUGUUUAGAACAGUAUUCUAGAAAACCAAAUAAAACCAACUUGGAUAUCGAAAUAAUUCUAAAUGAUUGGUGGAAAGAAUGUUAUAGGAAAGGAGAAUGUGAUGUAAAGUUACUUAAGAAGAUGCGUUGGACAACUCUUGGAUAUCAUCACAACUGGGACACUAAAAUAUACAGGGAAGACAACAAAUCAGUAUUUCCUGAAGACUUGGCGGAACUUUGUGACUGCAUGGCACAAUAUCUGGGAUAUGAAGAUUUCAAAGCGGAGGCUGCAAUUGUCAAUUAUUACCAUUUGAGUUCAACUCUCUCGGCACAUACUGAUCACUCUGAGGUUAACUUGGAAGCUCCAUUGUUCUCUUUUAGUUUUGGUCAAUCAGCAAUAUUUUUAAUUGGGGGAAGAGAGAAGAGUGUAACACCAUCUGCAAUUCUGCUUGAGAGUGGCGAUAUUGCCAUUAUGUCGAAAGAAGCACGUCUCUCAUACCAUGCUGUACCAAAAAUUGUACCAGCAACAUCGGAACCAUGGAACAAUCUGGAAUUUUCUAAAGAAAUUGUUGAUAAACCAAUAACAUUUAAAUAUAUCACAGAUAAGCAACAGUUAAUAAGUGAUAUGAAUAAUAAUAUAGAUGAAGAUGAUUGGAAUUUGUUUGGAAAAUAUGUAAAAGAAUCCAGAAUAAAUAUGAAUGUACGACAAGUAUUAUAUAGAAAUCAAAAAAGUUUACAUGAUGUAGAGUUUAUUAAAUGAUAUUUAUUGAU